Molecule: messenger RNA, 954 nt
Organism: Microthlaspi erraticum
Lineage: Eukaryota; Viridiplantae; Streptophyta; Magnoliopsida; Brassicales; Brassicaceae
Source: the annotation of a GenBank genome assembly
AUGGGAGUUUCAUCUCCUGAUUUCCGAGCUCCUCCUCCCUCCCCCGUUGCAUCAAGCCGCCGGGCCUCCUUCACGGCCAACGAAGAUGUCCUCUCGGAGUUCCUGGAUAAGUGUGGUCGAGUCCCAAAUCUUGUAUUGCCCGAUAAGGUCUUCCCCAAGCACAGAUUCAUUCUGAAUCCUCCCACCUUCGAUUUCCUCCGGCUGGGCUCCCUCCAGGUCUCGGCCAUGCUCCUGGAUGCCAUCGCCACCAUCGGCUGUUUUCAGCUCACUAACCACGGCAUUCCCGAGGCUACGGUGAGAGCAGCCAUGGCCGCUGCUGACAAAACCAUUUCCCACGAUGAGACGGAUGAGUUGGUUUUGUAUAAAGAUAUUGACGACCAAUCGGAAAGACCUGCUUGUUUUUCAGAUUUCAGGGAGUUGAUGGGUGAAGCAGAGAGGAUAGGGAAGGCGAUGAGAGAAAAGCUAGGAGGGAGAAGACAAGAAGAAGAAGAAGGGGUAAGGGUUUGCUACGUGAAGAAGCAUAAUAGCAAAAAAGAAUCAAAAGGGUGGGAGGAAGAAGAAGCGAUUAGGAUGCUGAUACGAGGGUAUGAGGAAAGACAUUCUCUAUGUCUCAGCUUCUGCCAUGCAGAUGCAGAGUUCCACGUCUACUCCAAGAGAGGUUGGGUCUCCUUUUCCCCACGUCCAGAUGCAGUGGUAGUGACGCUCGGAGAUCAAGGCUGGAGUGGGAGGUUCAAGGGUGUUGUUGGGAGGCCCCUUCUUUACAGAUCAGAUCGUGGUUCUCUUCCUCACCAUUUCAUUUCUAUCUCUUUUCUCUACACUACUACUACUACUAGUAGUAUCCACAACAGCACCCCAAGAAAUAUUACUCAGAAGAAGAAGAAGACUAUCUCCCUCUCCCAACAGCUCCUCUUUGCUCUCUUUCUCUCACUCAUCUUUCCUUUCUUUCUUCAUUGA